UUAGCCCGUGUGAGGAGGAGGCAUGAGUGUGUAGCUCGGCCGCUUCAGUGAGCGGCUUUACUGAGUUCUCGGGUUUAAUGCGGAAUAUCGGCCAACAUUAACAGGCGAUGCUGCUCCGGUUUAGAGGAGCGCUGCUCUCCGGAGUGCGGGGAUAUAACUACCGACUGUUUUCUGUAUCGAGAAGCGCUUUAAGCCCUAAAAAAGGUUUAGUGCUGGGUGUGUAUGAGAAGGAAAAAGAUAACAAUGGGAUCUCCUUCACUGAAGCUGCAGCUUCUUUUGACAGAUCAGUCUCAGGAAAACUCACUGAGAUGAUGUCAAUAUCUGGACCUUCUCUGAAGAAGGGAAAGAGCAGAAUAUUCUAUGGCUUACACCAGGACGUGCCGAGUGUAGCAGUAGUGGGUCUGGGUAAGAAAGGAGCUGGUGUGUGUGGGAAGGAGAACUGGGAUGACUGCAAAGAGAACAUCCGGGCAGCUGUGUCAGCUGGCUGCAGGCAGCUGCAGGAUCUGGAGGUGCAGCAGGUGGAGGUUGACCCAUGUGGUGAUGGUCAGUCGGCAGCAGAGGGUGCUGUGCUCGGCUUGUUUGAGUAUGAUGAACUCAAGAGCAAGAAGAAGGUCCGUGUUGCGACACAGCUGUACGGCAGUGCAGAUACAGAAGCCUGGGAGAAGGGUGUUCUGUAUGGAGAAGGGCAGAACCUGGCCAGAAGAUUGAUGGAGGCCCCGGCCAAUCACAUCACGCCAACAGCUUUCGCAGAGGCCAUCGAGCAGAAGCUGUCCCCCUUCUCAGACAGGGUGGUUAUUCACAAAAGACCCCAGGCAUGGAUAGAGCAGGAGCAGAUGGGGGCCUUUCUCAGUGUGUCCAAAGGUUCAGAGGAACCCCCUGUAUUUCUGGAGCUGCACUACACUGGAAACCCAGACUCCAGCCAGGCUCCGCUCAUGCUAGUGGGAAAAGGAAUCACUUUUGACAGUGGUGGAAUUUCGCUGAAACCCUCAUCUGGUAUGGAUGCCAUGAGGGCAGACAUGGGGGGAGCUGCCACUGUAUGUUCUGCCAUCGUCACAGCGGCGGCUCUGAAACUGCCAGUCAACAUUAUAGGUUUGGCACCCCUCUGUGAGAAUAUGCCCAGUGGAAAAGCUAACAAACCCGGAGAUGUGGUGCGUGCCAAAAACGGCAAAACAAUCCAGGUUGAUAACACUGAUGCUGAGGGUCGUCUGAUACUGGCUGAUGCUUUAUGCUAUGCUCACAGCUUCAAACCCAAGGCUAUAGUAAAUGCUGCUACACUUACAGGUGCGAUGGAUGUAGCGUUGGGUUCUGCUGCUACCGGUGUUUUCACAAACUCUGACUGGCUGUGGGAAAAGCUGCAUAAGGCAAGCGUUGUCACAGGUGACCGAGUGUGGCGGAUGCCGCUGUUUCAGCACUACACCAAACAGGUCACAGAAUGUGCGCUGGCAGACCUGAACAACAUUGGCAAAUACAGCCGCUCGGGCGGAGCCUGUACAGCUGCAGCAUUCCUGCGGGAGUUUGUGACUGCCGAUCACUGGGCCCAUCUAGAUAUUGCUGGGGUCAUGACCAAUAAGGACGAGGUUCCAUAUUUACGGAAAGGAAUGUCUGGAAGACCCACUCGGACACUCGUCGAGUUCGCUACUGUCUUGGCCUCUGGGUCCUAAGAGCACCUUCGCUUGAUCUUUGAACUCGUCAGAUUGAAGACCAUAGAAGAACGAUAUUGGUGGAGAGCAGUAAAAUGACAUUUGUGAAUCAAACAAAAAAUUUAAAUUACAUUUUCUUUUGUCUUUUUUUUUUUGCUGGUAGGUUGUUUAUUUAAGAAUGAAGUCUUAUAGAUUUGAAAAAAAAAAUGACAAGAAGAGAUCAUUAUAAAACAGUCAGCCGAAAAGGCCGUCACAAUGAAUCAUGCUAUUUCACCAUCAGCAGCCAGAGUCAGAGAGAGAGCACAAAUUUUUCACAAAAGCUUUUUCUGGGUGUGGUGGGAAAUUGAAGAGAUUAUGGGAUACAAUAAGAAAUAAAUUCUAAGCCAAAUUAUAAAAGAAAACCUUCACCAACUUCUAAACUAAACAUUAGCAGCAGCAGCAACUCAGAAUUGUGUGGCAGGUGUAACACAGUCAUAAUAAUCAGCAUAAGAAAGCUGCACAUUCAGCAAUAGGACUGGGCAGUAUGACGGUAUAUAUCAUUUUAUACUGUAUUUCUAAAAGGAAAAAAAGUGUUAUUUACUACAUUUUAUACAGUGUUACGUUAAAAUAGCCUUAUUGUUCCACAGUGUAAAUAUAAAACAAAUGUGUUCCACCAUCAAUUCUUCCAGUGUGUUUAAUCAGGAAUUCCACUAUAAUUCCAUCAUUUUACAAUUUCAGUUGACUUGUGCACAGAUUGUAAAAUAAAGGAAUUUUAAAGGA
Molecule: messenger RNA, 2399 nt
Organism: Astyanax mexicanus (Mexican tetra)
Lineage: Eukaryota; Metazoa; Chordata; Actinopteri; Characiformes; Acestrorhamphidae
Gene: lap3
Product: leucine aminopeptidase 3
Exons: 13
Coding region: 108-1661 (517 amino acids)
Biological process (GO): proteolysis
Cellular component (GO): cytoplasm
Molecular function (GO): metalloaminopeptidase activity; manganese ion binding
Source: RefSeq, a predicted model, not a curated record